This is a messenger RNA of Camellia sinensis, 2385 nucleotides long. RefSeq names its product DYNAMIN-like 1C (gene DL1C). Gene Ontology annotation, molecular function: GTPase activity; microtubule binding; GTP binding. NCBI's taxonomy places the organism in Eukaryota, Viridiplantae, Streptophyta, Magnoliopsida, Ericales, Theaceae. Gene Ontology annotation, cellular component: microtubule; membrane; cytoplasm. The record is from RefSeq and is a predicted model, not a curated record.
CAUGUCUUCAACCGUAUUUCCGUUUUCUCAUUUCGGACAUUUUCCAUCUCUGCAUCUGUUAGAUCUCCCCAUUGCAUUCCCAUACUUCUUCCAUAUCAUUUUUCUCUUAAUCCUCUCUUCUCACUCAUAAACCCAAUACUAAAUCUAUCUAUCUAUAUAUACAUAUAUAGAUUCUUCACAUUUUGACAGAAACCCAAAUCAGAUCUCGAUCGCAUUCGAUCUCCACCAGCAAUGGCGACAAUGGAGAGCUUGAUUGGACUUGUUAACCGAAUCCAACGAGCUUGCACUGUAUUAGGCGAUCAUGGCGGUGAAGGAAUGUCCCUCUGGGAAGCCCUUCCUUCUGUUGCGGUCGUUGGAGGCCAGAGUUCUGGGAAAUCAUCGGUGUUGGAGAGUGUUGUUGGGAGAGAUUUUCUGCCUCGUGGAUCUGGUAUUGUUACUAGAAGGCCAUUGGUGUUGCAACUACAUAAGACAGAGGGGGGAGCUGAAUAUGCCGAGUUUUUGCAUGCACCAAAGAAGAAGUUCACUGAUUUUGCUGCUGUACGUAAGGAGAUAGCAGAUGAAACUGACCGUAUUACAGGGAAGACUAAGCAAAUCUCUAACAUUCCAAUUCACCUGAGCAUUUAUUCACCAAAUGUUGUAAACUUAACCCUCAUAGAUCUUCCUGGGCUGACGAAGGUUGCUGUGGAGGGACAGUCAGACACUAUUGUUGAAGAUAUUGAAAACAUGGUCCGUUCUUACGUUGAGAAGCCCAAUAGCAUUAUACUGGCUAUUUCUCCCGCUAAUCAAGAUAUUGCCACUUCUGAUGCUAUAAAGCUUGCAAGAGAAGUUGAUCCAACAGGUGAACGGACAUUUGGAGUGCUAACAAAACUUGAUCUAAUGGACAAGGGAACGAAUGCUCUGGAUGUUCUUGAAGGAAGAGCAUACAGGCUUCAGCAUCCCUGGGUUGGAAUUGUGAACCGUUCACAAGCAGAUAUCAACAAGAAUGUUGACAUGAUUGCUGCCCGUCGAAAGGAGGAGGAGUAUUUUGAAUCUAGCCCGGAGUAUGGACACUUGGCACGUAAAAUGGGUGCGGAAUAUCUGGCACAACUUUUAUCUAAGCAUUUGGAGACUGUUAUCAGGCAGCGCAUACCAAGUAUUAUUGCUUUGAUAAAUAAGACAAUUGAUGAGCUUAAUGCAGAGUUGGACCGUAUUGGCAGGCCUAUUGGUGUAGAUGGAGGGGCCCAGCUGUACACUAUUUUGGAAAUGUGUCGUGCAUUUGACCGUGUGUUUAAGGAACACCUGGAUGGAGGGCGACCAGGUGGAGAUCGGAUAUAUGGCGUUUUUGAUCAUCAACUACCAGCUGCUUUUAAAAAGCUUCCAUUGGAUCGUCAUCUUUCUCUAAAUAAUGUCAGAAAAGUUAUUUCAGAGGCAGAUGGUUAUCAGCCCCAUUUAAUUGCUCCUGAACAAGGGUACAGAAGACUAAUUGAUGGAUCUCUCGGCUAUUUCAAAGGCCCAGCUGAAGCCUCUGUUGAUGCUGUACACCUUAUUCUGAAAGAACUUGUGAGGAAAUCACUAUCAGCAACACAGGAGUUGAAGCGAUUCCCAUCACUUCAAUCUGAUAUAGCAGCAGCAGCGAAUGAUUCAUUGGAAAGAUUUCGUGAUGAAAGCCGGAAAACAGUUUUGCGGCUGGUUGAGAUGGAGUCUACUUAUUUGACUGUAGAAUUUUUUCGCAAGCUUCAUCUUGAACAAGAGAAGCCAUCAAAUCAGCCUUCAAAUACGUCAGCUCCAAAUCUGGAUCGAUAUGCAGAUAACCAUCUCAGGAGAAUUGGAACAAACGUCACAGCUUACGUUAAUAUGGUUUGUGAUACAUUGCGGCUUUCUAUUCCCAAGGCUGUUGUUUAUUGUCAAGUCCUACAAGCCAAGAGAUCUCUCCUCAACCAAUUUUACGCUCAUGUUGGGAGGAGGGAGAAGGAGCAACUUGGGAAAAUGUUGGAUGAGGACCCAUCACUGAUGGAAAGAAGAGAUCAAAUAGCUAAGAGACUUGAGUUGUACAAGUCGGCGAGAGACGAGAUUGACUCAGUUGCAUGGAAGUGAUUGCCAAUUAUAAAUUUCCCAGACCGGGCAAGCACUGUCUCUCAGUAUAUGCACAACACAUAAUGAAAGCCCACACAUACUUGAGGCGCAUAGAGUGGAGUUUGCUUUAUUUUAUUUUUUCUUCUUUGUUUUUUCAACAUUACGUUUACUUUAUUUUGCAAUUUGUUUAGUAGAACCUGUUUCAAGUGAAAUUAUCAUAACUUUGCUGGGAAUUUUUUAAUUCUUUGUAUUGAUUUCUUUAUGCAUUCUUUGUUCUUGUUGAUGAUGUUCUGAUAGAAAUGGUCACAUAGUUGAUAACUUUUUCCACUGUUU